Capsicum annuum is the source of this 1703-nucleotide messenger RNA. RefSeq names its product UDP-rhamnose/UDP-galactose transporter 4. The transcript has 7 exons. NCBI's taxonomy places the organism in Eukaryota, Viridiplantae, Streptophyta, Magnoliopsida, Solanales, Solanaceae. Gene Ontology annotation, molecular function: antiporter activity; UDP-galactose transmembrane transporter activity. Gene Ontology annotation, cellular component: Golgi apparatus. The coding region runs from base 434 to 1450 and encodes 338 amino acids. The record is from RefSeq and is a predicted model, not a curated record.
ACAACACUUUCCAUAGUCUCUGUCUGUCUUAAUGCUGGAAAAGGUCCAACUUUUCUCAUUCUGUACCAAAUAUUUUGCUCUCUACUAUAUAUAUAUAUAUAUAUAUAUAAAUAUUCACUUUCCAUUUUUCCCUGUAACUUAGCAAGGGGAGCAGCUGCUCUUUGUUUCUUGUUUUGGCGCUUUUUUUGAAUGGGAACUCCAGUGAAUGCUUAGAAAUACAAGGAAACAUUUGAUUUGCUUUUAUUUAUAUAUGUGCUUAUUUCUUGUAAAUAUGCACACAUAGUACGGAUCUUCCCUUUGUUUUGGUUCGAUCAAGAUCUUCUCGCCUCACUCAUUGAGCUCACUCUCGAAUCGGGACUGGUAUGCGUCAGAGGAAGCUUGAUUUUUGGUGAUUAUUCUGAAGGUUGAACGUUUCAAAUUUUCUAUGUGUUAGAUGCGUCCAAAGAAAAUGUCCAUGGCUGUCAAGGAUGAGAAGGAAAUGGCUGUCGAUGUGGCAGCAUGGGCAUUCAACAUUGUCACUUCAGUUGGAAUUAUUAUUGUUAAUAAAGCCUUAAUGGCUACAUAUGGUUUCAGCUUUGCUACAACCUUAACUGGGAUGCAUUUUGCUACAACAACAUUAAUGACCUUUUUCCUUAAAUGGCUUGGGCAUAUCCAGAAUUCCCAACUUCCGUGGUCUGAGCGAUUGAAAUUUGUUUUGUUUGCAAAUUUCUCUAUUGUUGGAAUGAAUGUGAGUUUGAUGUGGAACUCUGUUGGAUUCUAUCAGAUUGCAAAGCUAAGUAUGAUACCAGUGUCGUGCUUUUUGGAAAUUGUACUGGAUAAUGUGCGAUACUCGAGAGACACCAAAUUAAGCAUUUUGUUGGUUCUACUAGGUGUUGCAAUUUGUACUGUUACUGAUGUAAGUGUAAAUGCAAAGGGUUUUAUCGCUGCCUUCAUUGCGGUCUGGAGCACUGCCCUGCAGCAAUAUUAUGUACAUUAUCUUCAGCGUAAAUAUUCACUUGGGUCAUUCAACCUGUUGGGGCAUACUGCACCAAUACAGGCUACAUCCCUGCUGUUACUGGGACCCCUUGUAGACUACUGGUUGACUGAUAAGAGGGUCGAUGCAUACAACUAUACCUCAAUAUCACUAUUUUUCAUCGUCCUAUCAUGUACGAUAGCAAUAGGGACGAAUCUCAGCCAAUUCAUCUGCAUUGGAAGAUUUACAGCAGUGACAUUUCAAGUGCUUGGUCAUAUGAAGACCAUUCUUGUCCUGAUUUUGGGUUUCCUCUUCUUUGGGAAAGAGGGGCUCAAUCUACACGUCGUCUUUGGGAUGAGCAUUGCUAUCGUUGGCAUGAUUUGGUAUGGUAAUGCUUCCUCACUACCCGGUGGAAAAGAGCGGGUACAGUCUCCCACCAUCGGCAAACCUGAAAAACACAGCCUCUUGCCACCAACACAGCUCGACGAGAAAGUAUAGGGAGUCAUAAUCGAAGCAGAUCAAUUGACAAUUUUUCAUAUGUUCUUUUCCUUCCUGCCAUACAUAUAGCGACAGAAGUAUUUAAUUCAAUCAUCUGAUUUUAUAUUUAAAAGUCUAAAUCUUUUCUCCUCUUUAACAGUGAGAUUUUCUUUUCUUUUGCUUUCGCUAGUUUUAUGUCGAAAUUUUCAUAUGUUAAAAGACUUCAAAAGUGCCAUUUGAUCAUUAUUUUUAUGAAGCAAUGUUGCUUUGGUCC